Molecule: messenger RNA, 1875 nt
Organism: Aspergillus heteromorphus CBS 117.55
Lineage: Eukaryota; Fungi; Ascomycota; Eurotiomycetes; Eurotiales; Aspergillaceae
Gene: trpE
Product: anthranilate synthase TRP2
Exons: 5
Coding region: 175-1731 (518 amino acids)
Biological process (GO): L-tryptophan biosynthetic process
Molecular function (GO): anthranilate synthase activity
Source: RefSeq, a predicted model, not a curated record
AACUGUUCUUCUAUCCCUCUUCUACAUUUGAGAUCGAGAGUGGUCUUGAACACAAAGGGAAUCCCAUCCCUCGCAAAAGCAAAUAAACUCCGACUCCCCGCCGUCCUGCCGAACUCUUCUCAUCUUCCACCCCUCCCCGCAGUCCAAAUCCCCAUCGCCGUCGGCAUCGCGAGGAUGGCGCCUCCUGUCACGAUCGUGCCGUCUCUCGAGACCGCCAGCGAAGUCAUCGCCCGGUCGAGAGACUCGAAAUUCUCCCCUAACCUCCUGCCCUUGACGACGUCGAUUCCCGCCGACCUCUUGACCCCUACAUUGGCAUACCUGAAGAUCGCGGACAAAUCGAAGUUGUCCUUCCUCUACGAGAGUGCUGCCACGACCGAGACCAUCGGGAGAUACAGUUUCGUGGGUGCUGAUCCCCGUAAAGUUCUCAAGACCGGCUCUGGCCAUGGCCCCGAGUGCGACCCUCUGCCUCUCCUCGAGCAGGAGCUCGCCGAGUUCCGGGUCGCGACGGUACCCGGCUUGAUCCUCCCUCCCCUGACCGGCGGUGCUAUCGGAUAUGUGGGCUACGACUGUGUGCGGUAUUUCGAGCCCAAGACGGCCCGGCCGGUCAAGGACAUUCUGAAGAUCCCGGAGUCGCUGUUCAUGCUGUUCGACACCAUCAUCGCCUUCGAUCACUUCUUCCAGGUCGUCAAGGUCAUCACGUACAUCCCCAUCCCUAGCAGCGACGCGGAGCUGGCACCCGCAUACCGCCAGGGACAGGAGACCCUUCAGCGCACCAUCGACACGCUGCUUCGCCCCGACUACACCCUUCCGCCCCAGGGCCCGAUCAUCCAGAACCAGGAAUACACGUCGAACAUCGGCCAAGAGGGAUACGAGCGGCAUGUGACGAGGCUCAAGGAGCACAUCUCCAAGGGCGACAUCUUCCAGACGGUGCCGUCGCAGCGGCUGUCCCGGCCGACCUCCCUCCACCCUUUCAACCUCUUCCGCCACCUCCGCACGGUCAACCCGUCGCCGUACCUGUUCUACAUCGACUGCGAGGACUUCCAGCUGGUGGGCGCCAGUCCGGAGCUGCUGGCCAAGGAGGAGAAGGGGCGGAUCAUCACGCACCCGAUCGCGGGCACGGUGAAGCGGGGCAAGACGCCGGAGGAGGACGAGGCACUGGCCAACGAGCUGCGCAGCAGUUUGAAGGACCGGGCGGAGCACGUGAUGCUGGUGGACCUGGCGCGUAACGACGUGAACCGGGUGUGCGACCCGACGACGACGCAGGUGGAUCGGUUGAUGGUGGUGGAGAAGUUCUCACACGUGCAGCACCUGGUGUCGCAGGUGUCGGGCAUCCUGCGGCCGGAGAAGACGCGCUUCGAUGCGUUCCGGUCGAUCUUCCCGGCGGGCACCGUGUCGGGGGCGCCCAAGGUGCGGGCGAUGCAGCUGAUCGCGGAGCUGGAGGGCGAGAAGCGCGGAGUGUACGCGGGCGCGGUGGGCUACUUCGGCUACAACAUCGCCAACGCGGACGGGACGACGGAGCUGCCGGGCGCGAUGGACACGUGCAUUGCACUGCGGACGAUGAUGGUCAAGGACGGGGUGGCCUACCUGCAGGCCGGUGGAGGUAUCGUGUUCGACUCGGACCCGUACGACGAGUACGUGGAGACGCUGAACAAGCUGGGAGCGAACAUUGCGUGCAUCAAGGGUGCGGAGGCCAAGUACCUGAGCCUGGAGGAGGAGAAAAGUCAAUCCUGAUGGUGUGGUGAUUUUUUGUUGUUGUUGUUGUUGUUCAAAGCUGUUCAUUCCAUGACAUUUGUCGGGGGUGUUAUGACAUAUACACCCUGCCGAAUAAUAUAGACACACUUGAAACGAUUGGCCUUGCUACUAUAUACUUAUGUA